This is a messenger RNA of Lycium barbarum (goji berry), 1999 nucleotides long. RefSeq names its product protein IQ-DOMAIN 17-like. The coding region runs from base 155 to 1753 and encodes 532 amino acids. The record is from RefSeq and is a predicted model, not a curated record. Gene Ontology annotation, molecular function: protein binding. The transcript has 5 exons. Lineage: Eukaryota; Viridiplantae; Streptophyta; Magnoliopsida; Solanales; Solanaceae.
UAUACCAGAAAGAACUACUUAUUCGUGUAUCUCUCGCUUUCACUCUCUUUAGAGUAGUAUCUACUCUUCUUUUGUCUUCGUAUAUAUCUUUUUCAUUCACUACUUUUGCUCCAUCUUUGUCAAAAAAGAAAGCCUGAAAGUCAUCUUCAUAAUUAUGGGAAAUAAUAAGAAAGGAUCAGGAUCUUCUUCUUCUUCUUGGUUAACUGCUGUUAAAAGAGCUUUCAGAUCUCCUACUAAAGACCCUCAAAAGAAGAAGCAAAUUAAAACAAGAGAUGAAAAUAAUGAAGUUGAUGAAGAUGAAGAAGAAAAGAAGAAGGAAAAGCGAAGGUGGCUUUUCAGGAAGGCUACUAGUAAUCUUGAAAAUGUGACAGCUCAUCAGGCUCCACAUAAAGCGGAGAAAGAUGACAUAGGAGCGGACCAAAGCCAACGGCAUGCAAUUGCUGUAGCUGCGGCAACUUCAGCCGCUGCUCAGGCUGCAGCUGCCACAGCACAGGCAGCUGUUGAGGUGGCUCGAAUGGCCAAGCCACCUGUUUCUAGAUUCAAUUUUUCUUUUUAUCCCGGGGAAAAGGAGCAUCAGGCCGCGACGUUAAUUCAAACAGCUUUCAGGGGAUAUCUGGCAAGAAGGGCUCUAAAAGCACUAAAAGGUCUAGUAAAAUUGCAAGCUUUAGUGAGAGGUCACAAUGUUAGGAAACAAGCCAAGAUGACUCUUAAAUGCAUGCAAGCUCUUGUUAGAGUUCAAGCGCGGGUACUGGACCAGCGAUUUAGGCAAUCUCAGGAAGGAAGUCGAAAAUCAACAUUUAGUGACACUAGUAGCGUGUGGAAUUCUCAGUAUCUUCAAGAUAUCUCGGACAGAAAAUCAAUGUCAAGCAGCAUUCCAGAUGAUUGGGAUGAAAGGCCUCAUACUAUUGAAGAGGUAAAAGCAAUGCUGCAAAGGAGAAAACAAGCUGCUUUGAAACGCGAAAGGACCUUAUCCGAUGCCUUUUCUCAACAGACGAGGAGAACAGGCAGAAAUUCCUCGAUAGGCAGUGAUGCGGAUUUUGGAGAAAGACAUCAAUGGAUGGACCGGUGGACGGCUGCAAAACCAUGGGACAACAGCAGAGGCAGAGCAUCAAUUGAUCAGAGUAACUCUCCUGUUGUUAAAACGGUUGAAAUGGAUACGUCACAACCUUAUUCAUAUUUACCUCCCAAUUUAAGAAGAUCACACGAACGACCAAGUUCACCCCUUCAUAGAACUCAACAAAAUCAAUCGUUUCAAUUCCCCAUUACACCUUCUCCAUCAAAAACAAGACCUAUUCAAGUCCGCUCUGCAAGCCCCCGAUGUCCAAGAGACGAAAAAAGUUAUAACUACACAGCUCAAACUCCAAGCCUGAGGCCUAAUAAUAACUACUCCUCAUUCAGUAGUAGCUCUAACCAACAUAAUAGACUAACUUCCGGUGCUGCAAAUAUUCCUAAUUACAUGGCUGCUACCAAGUCUGCUUUGGCAAGAAUUCGUUCACAAAGCGCCCCACGACAGAGGCCAUCGACUCCAGAGAGGGAUCGAGCUGGAUCUGCUAAAAAACGUCUUUCUUUCCCCAUCCCUGACCGUUAUGGCAAUGUCUAUGAACAUAGUCUAAGGAGUCCAAGCUUUAAAAGCCUUAGUGGAGUACAUUUCGGAUAUGAACAACAAUCUAACUAUUCUUCCUGUAACACGGAGAGUCUUGGUGGCGAGAUCUCUCCAUCCUCAACCAGUGAUUUGCGAAGGUAUUUAAGGUGACCAAGGGCAAAAAAUAAGGUGAUCAAUGUACAUGCUAAUGCAUAUUGCAACUGUAAUGCCUUUUCUUGUUUGUUAGGUAUUUUUUAACUUUGUUUGGAGUCUUAUUUUUUAAAUCUUUGCUCCUUUGUUGUGAUUUCCUUCUGACUUGUAAUGUUUUUGAACCCAUAUUGAUGUGCUAGUCAAACAUAUUGUAACUAGUUCUUUAAGCAUUGUUUAAUGAAAUAGCACCUACCGCAAUUACUGUUA